Zalophus californianus (California sea lion) is the source of this 843-nucleotide messenger RNA. Its product is annotated as small kinetochore-associated protein-like. Gene Ontology annotation, biological process: spindle organization; regulation of attachment of spindle microtubules to kinetochore; mitotic sister chromatid segregation. Gene Ontology annotation, cellular component: kinetochore; centriolar satellite; mitotic spindle. Lineage: Eukaryota; Metazoa; Chordata; Mammalia; Carnivora; Otariidae. The record is from RefSeq and is a predicted model, not a curated record.
AUGGAAAGUGAAAUGGAGCUAUUUACAAGAGCUUUUGCUGAGGAGGCUCCUUUGAACCAGGGCAACGAGGGCUGCGGGCAGGAGCCGCAGGAGCCUGGGGCCCAGCUGUGCCGCCUCGUUACGAUGACCAGCGUGGUUGAGACGGUAUACACUCUGCAACCCCCCGCUGUGCAGAGCGGCGGCCUGCCGGCAGACACACAAACUCGAGCCACUUCUAAGAGUCUAUUACCCGUUAAGUCCAAAGAAGUGGAUGUUUCCAGACUUCAUUCAGGAGGUUCAGAGAAUGAUGUUACAAAAAUCACCAAACCGAGACGAGAGAAUGGGCAGGUAAAAGCGGCAGACACUGCCAUGAGGAGGAACAUCAGAAAGAGCUGCAAACCGCCGGGUAAGCAGAAACCAGAGGAAGAGCUCAAGGAUAAGAACCAGCUCUUAGAGGCCAUCAACAAGCAGCUGCACCAGAAGUUGACUGAAACUCAGGGAGAACUGAAGGACCUGACCCAAAAGGUGGAGCUGCUGGAGAAAUUUCAGGACAACUGCUUGGCAAUUUUGGAGAGCAAGGGCCUCAACCCAGUUUUAGGCUGUGAGACCCUGGCAUCACACGAAUGGGAAUCCGCCGCAGAUCACACAGACUCUACGUUGCUGUUAGAAACUUUGCAAGAUGAGCUGAAGUUUUUUAACAAAACGGCCAAAAAGCAGAUGGAAGAGUUACAGGCCUUAAAAGUCAAGUUGAAGAUGAAAGAAGAAGAGAGGGCCUGGUUCCUAGAACAGCAGACAUUAUGUAACAAUCAAGUAAAUGAUUUUACAGCAGCCCUGGAGGAAAUGGAGCAGCUAUUAGAAAUGUGA